AUGGUAAAAUCCAAUAAAAUCCAGAGUAUAUCCUAUACUUUGGAAGAAUUGCGUCCUAUUCGAACAUCUGUUGAUCAAUGUCGUGUUCAUCUGAGCGACUUCAUCGAAAAAUAUAAAUCAGUCGAUUUAUUAGAACUUGAAAUGCGUCUACUAAGUCGUUGUGUAUAUAAAAAUUGGAAUGCACGCCAUGCUGAACUUGGCAUUCAAGCCAGUCGACGGGUCGUUCGUUUCUUAGAACGAUAUCUUGCAAAACGUGAACGUCAGCUGGAACAAAUUCUCAGCGAAUUCAAGCCAGAUGCUGUACACAUCUCUUUGCCAUCACGUGGAACGCUGAAUCAAUUGAUAAGCAGUCUGCAAGAAUCUUCAAUGUUACUGACGAAAGCGGAACGUUUAUCGAAAACAACUGUGGAUAGACUUCGACUCGAAUGUAGCCGAGGAAACUAUGUUCAUUAUAAUAUUUUGAUCAUGUCUCUGUGUUCAAGAAUUUACUUUUUGGUUUUGGCACUUGAUAAAACGCAACAGGAGUUUUGUACCAAUGUUAAGAGUUUAAUCAAGAUAUUCAAAAAGAAAACCAAAGAACAAUGA
Molecule: messenger RNA, 585 nt
Organism: Adineta ricciae
Lineage: Eukaryota; Metazoa; Rotifera; Eurotatoria; Adinetida; Adinetidae
Source: the annotation of a GenBank genome assembly